UCUGAACUGGAGAGGGAAAGAGAAGAAGAUUUCCCAUUCACAUUUUACCAGCACUGACCUGAGAGCUAUCACUGCCAGGUAAUGCAUACCACUGACCUACUACUACCAUGACUACUACUACUAGUAGAUCUACUAGGAAUGAUGAAUGAUUAUGUCGGAUCUUGGUCCAUGCAUCCUCUCAACACAAGGCGUGGACGUGUUCAGAACUUCCGCCACAGUACGGCAGGGCACCAGUGGCGGCAAGAUGGUACCGUGUGUAUAUCCAGUGUGACGCAUUUCAGUGAAUACGGAUUGGCAACAAGUGUUGUGACAGGCAGGAAGAUGGUCAGCUGGAUUGAAGGCUUGCCGGAGUGACGGGUUCAGGACAAUUCGGCGUCGGUAGGUGAGACACGAACCUUUUAGAGUUGAAAUGACGGGACAAACUCUGCCUUAUCGCCAUUCUAGCGACUGCGUGGACUAAACAUCCAAACGAGGACUGGUCUACUGGUCGGAGGAAACUUUCCACCCGCUAUGCCUGCCACGGCCACGUCGCGGCCUAUGCCGCCACGCCUCUGGCCGUGCGGCAUCGUUGCCCUGACGGCUAUACUGCUUGUGGUGGUGUCUGUUACGCAAUCGUCAGGUGCACCAUUGUCGUUAUCGCAAUCCGGCAUGCGACUCAUCCGUAGCAUGUACGGGCCCCCCCGACUGAAGGCCACACAGGAUAGAUUCACGGCAGAGUGGGUGGUUGGCAUUGGUCAUCGAAUACCAUCAGACAAGUUCCACCGUGACCGAGACUUAAAGAUCACCAUGGAACAGGCUCACAUCUACUUCUUGAAAGACAUUAAGGCGAGCGCGGCACUUGUAAAACACAUCCUUCAAGGAAAGAAGCUGGAGCAGCAGCAGUACGAUGCUCUGAUGUCAUUUGUGUUUGGCGCCAAUCCCCGUUCCGAGUCAGUACAGAGUGUUGCUCACCUCAUACAAAACGGCAAACUGAAACAAGUACCAAUGGAGAUGAAAAAGUUCAAUUACACCUGGUACAAUCGUGUUCCGUUUCUACUCCCGAGACUCGUCAGGCGGCGGCAAAAAGAGGCGUACUACUGGGCCACUGGGCGUCACCUGUUCAGCCGAAACAGAGUGAGAAGUGCCCCUGUUGGAAAGACACACACUAUUGACUAUGCGGGCACCUCUAGUUUCCCUUCAUCUAUAGCAUCUCGCCAUGUAGGCGGCAUUGGAAAGCACAUGGGGAAUGCUGAUCGAAGUAAGGCUCCAUCGGCGCAUGCAUGGGCAGUGCCUAAAGGCAGCACAAUGACCGCAGACUAUGCCGGCCGAUACAGUUUCCCUUCAUCCGUGCCUGCUCAUAAGGCUCAGGGCAGCACAAUGACCACAGACUAUGCCGGCCGAUACGGUUUCCCUUCAUCUGUACCUGCUCGCAAGGCUCGGCAUUCCUCUGCCACUGUUCCGGCCGGGUCCAGACGUUCACCGGGCCAUCCAAAGUUUCCAAGCAUUCAGACAGCUACUCACUGGAUGAAAGAGCCACUGUGGACAAGGUAUUGGAAUAGGUUUCGCCUUCCUAAAGCAAAGCCUCCGCCACAUCAAUAUCCUACCAAUCAGCCCAACUACCCGUAUCCAACUGCCAAACCUCAAUAUUACUAUCCAACUGCCAAACCUCAAUAUUACUAUCCAACUGCCAAGCCUCAAUUUUACUAUCAAACUGCCAAGCCUCAAUAUGACUAUCCAACUGCCAAGCCUCAAUAUUACUAUCCAACAGCCAAGCCUCAAUAUUACUAUCCAACAGCUAAGCCAUUAUACUCUUUACCAACCGCCAAUCCUCCACACCCCAAGUAUCGCCAUUCCCAUCCCACUGCCAAGCCGCUGAACACAAAUACAAGGCAUCGCUAUCCCACGCCUUCAUACACAAGACCUCGUCAUCGCCUCCCCUACCCAACGGCGAAGCCUCCGUACGCAAGCACAUUGCCUCACAGUCCCAAAUCGUCACACAAACGCCCAAGGCAUUAUUUCCCUUAUCCAACUGCUCUGCCGCUGUAUCCCCACAAUCAGUUUAGACCUACUAAACCUGGCAACCGUGGCAAUCGUCACCGCAUUCAGCAUCCACCUGCAAUGCCUCUAUAUCCCUAUCCUGCUGCACGGCAAUCUGCACACCGUCCGCACACACCGACUCCGCACGCCUUUCCUCACCUGUCCAACUCUUACCGCAGACUGUCCAGAGCGAGGGCGCCGUCUGCACCUCGUGCUGUUAGAAACAUGCAUAGAGGCUGUGGUUGUGGACGUCCUGGGUGCACUUGCGCAGGUUAUGGUAUGCCGACCAUCUCCGCCCAGACAUAUCCUCCCAAGCGCAUAUGGCCGGCAUUCAAGAAGCGUGGCUCAUUUCUUCAUGUCGACCGACGAUGGUCAGCGUACCCGUCAGCCAAACCUCCCGUAGAGUAUCCAGCUGUAUGGCCUUCGGCUAAGCCUCCUGUAGCAUAUCCGGUUGCGUGGCCUUCACCUAAGCCUCCCGUAGCAUAUCCAGUUGUGUGGCCUUCAGCACCUGCAAGGCCUGGCGGUGCGUUCCCAUAUCACAGGCAGCCGUACCCAGCAGCACCCAGGCAUCUACCCUACCCCACUGCAGCUCCGCAGUAUGCACAGCCGGGCAUUCAGGCUGUGCGCAUGCGUCUGCGCAGCGCACAGCCUGCUGCAACCUCACGUUUCUGGCCAGUAUUCUACAGGCCUAAUUCCUGGGCGUACCCAAGUGCUGGUAGACCCCCAGUAGCCCAUCCUAUUCCCUGGCCCACGCGUAGGCCAACCCACCGGGCGGAUAGACCAUACUGGCAUGGGGUUCACCCCACAGCAAGCUCUCUGCUACCGUAUCCCGGCGGAUAUCCCAUGCCGCAACCUAGGGCGCAGAACGUAAGAUUUCGCUCGGCAGGCCCAGCUGCUCGACGCUGGGCUGCAAAACCUUUGGCUUACCCGGAAAACCAACCGAAGAGUCCUACUUCUUCUAAUAGUGUAGCACAGCUCUCAACAAGUGUGACAACCGGUCCAGGUUCAACCUCGAUGCCUCCCGCCUCGACUCCUCCGGGUCCCACCAGCACACCAGCUAAUCCUUCAUCCACGGCAGGUAGUCCGAAGCCCUCUCCCACCAGCUCCCCAUCGCCUAUGUCCAGUGCACCAAUAAGUCCUUCAUCCACAGCAAGUGGUCCAACGUCAUCUCCCACCAGUUCCUCGUCACCUAGCUCCAGCAAAGGCAGCAGCAAUGGCGUUGCCGGCUCUAAACCAGCUCCAUGGCCAGCCUAUCAUCGUCGACGCCAGGCAAUAGCCGCAUUGGCCUCUCUAAGGCAAAGGCUUUUGCACAACACACAGCUGCAAGGCCUUCCCAACGUUCCAGCAAACGGGCAUGUCCCCUGGUCACAACCCUAUCACAUGCAGCACAAGCCCAAGUCGUUCUGAAGAAGGAAGGAGUGAAUCAAAGCUGAACGACUUCCUUGGCUGGAGGGAAAUGCAGUACCCGCAUGCAUUUCCAGUGGUUCAGACCCUUGCAUGCCAUUUGUUCAAACGCAAUGUAUGGCACUGCUGCUGCUAAAAACACACUGCAACCGCAAGCAUACAAAUAUUUCAUCUUCUCACUGUUGCACUGCUGCAUCAUCCAAGUUUCGUUUCUCUUUUGAAUGUCUUCCCUUCGCAAAACCCAACCAUUGAUUAUUCGCAGUGCCACUGGUGCAGGUGUCACGGCCAUGAGCAUACAGGUUUCACAGCCGUGAGUUGGCCAGUCCUAUGAGUUGUCUUUUCUUCCAUGUUUCUUUUCUUUUCCAGUCCAGUGUGCAACUUUCUACAUUA
This is a messenger RNA of Sycon ciliatum, 3810 nucleotides long. Its product is annotated as adhesive plaque matrix protein-like. Gene Ontology annotation, biological process: peptidoglycan catabolic process; cell wall macromolecule catabolic process. Gene Ontology annotation, molecular function: lysozyme activity. NCBI's taxonomy places the organism in Eukaryota, Metazoa, Porifera, Calcarea, Leucosolenida, Sycettidae. The transcript has 4 exons. The record is from RefSeq and is a predicted model, not a curated record. The coding region runs from base 511 to 3423 and encodes 970 amino acids.